AAUUUUAAUUUCGUGCUUGAGGUCGGCGGAGUAACUACAAAAUGCACAAACAAGUGCUUUUGUUUUGAAAAUACCGACCGGAAAACCCUUUCAGCUUGUUUGUUACUAAAGACCCGUUUCACGGAGAAGUAAACAGGAACAAACAGGAAUAAAUAGGAAUAUAUAGGAGUAAACAGGAAUAAACAGGUGAGAGGUUGUUCCCUUGAAUGUCAUCUUUGUUAUUCUCCGAGUGUUUUUGAACUGUACAUUCUCAGUACCAAACUCAGUUAAAAAUAUGUCCGAAGAAAGGCUCAUCAAAACACAGACACAGCAGACUAAAUAGAGAAGCUGUUGGACGUUUGAUUGACUGUCGGAAGCUUUCUUGUCAAUACUGCAUGGAUUUUGUUCACUUACGAUCGUCGGGUACUUGUGAAUUAAGGGAAACGACCAAAAUACUCUUCCGAUAGGAAGAUAACACUAAAUUGUGACAUUUCUGAACGAAGUUCGGUGUAGACCCGCCCGACAGUUUUCCGAAUAAACUUACAGAGAAACCUUAAGUUUAGAGUUUGUCUUUAGGAACUAAAAUACUUGGACUAACUGAGUAUCCUAAUGUGAUUGAACAACUGCCAGGGUUUAAAGGUAGAAACAGAGAAAAACUCACCUGUGUGCCCGCGUGUGUGACUGCCGGCCUGAAGACAGAAAUGAAAGUAAAAUGACUGUGUGUGUUUGUGUGUGUGUGUGUGUGUGUGUGUGUCCUGAACAUGCCCGGGCUGGUUUCUGUCCUGAGCCUCUGUGCUUAUACAGAUUACUUCAGUCUGUGUUGAUCAGCUGGUUUAAUGUCCUGGGUGUCCUUGAAUGUGAAUUCAUGAAACAGCUGUGUGGGGUAUCAUUGUCAGAUUAUUGAUCAUAGAUAAACUAACAGUCCUGAUGAUAUAAACAUUGUUCUGUUGAAUUUUUCAUGGGAUUUUGUCAUGUAGUUAGAAUGGCUGAGCAGUUUUAGGAGCAGUGUCCAGGUUGUAGUUUCCACUAGAGGUAUGGGUUCAAAUCCCCCUGUGUCAAAAGAGAGAAUCUCUUUUAGUUCAGAUUAUUAAGGCAUAAACACACUACAGUGUAAACCACCUGGUUUGUGUGUCAGACAGUUUAUGUUUAAAAGAAAAGCUGGGUAAUCGUGUAAUAUUAGUAAUCAGAUUUAAGACUCGGGUUUGUGGGAUUCUGAGUCUGACACAAAUCCAGACCCUGAAUAUAAUCACAUCUCUGAGUCCUGGACCUGUAGACAUGAAGUCUAUAAUAAAACACUAAAGACUGUGUGUAUGCACCCACGGACAUUUUUGCCCUCAGGCUGUUGUGUUUUCUGUCCUGCAGCAGCUCAUGUCAGUCUCACAGAUCCGUCCUGGUUUGUACCUCUGUGGUCUGGAUUCAGCUCUGAAUGCUGGCGUCCUCUCCAGCAGGAAGGUCACACUCGUGGUUAAUGCCUCAGGGCUGGAGGACUUGUCCUACCCUCAGCUGGACGGUCUGCAGGUCCUCCAUAUCCCCAUUCAGGACCAGCCCCAUGCCCCUUUAGGACAGUACUUCGACCUGGUGGCUGAACGGAUCAACCAGAACCACACAGGGACAACUCUGGUUCACUGCAGCACUGGCAGGAGCCGAUCCCCUACCUUGAUCAUGGCCUUCCUGAUGAAGUAUAGCCCACCCCCCCACACAAACAUACUCACACACAAACACUCACGCACACACACACACAUGUGCACCAUUGAUCAGGUGAUUUUUUUCAACCCAUCAGGGUUGAUGGGUUGAAAAAACCACCAGAGCGGUGGUUUCCCACUUAGCCGUGUGGCUCUGAGAGCAAGUAUGGGCAGGGAUGUUCCUGAUUGAUAAGAACUUGUGGUAACACUUUACUUGACACCUAUCUCUAUAACGCAUUAUAAAUAUAUGUAUAAUGCAUUAUAAUCACGUCAUAGCACUGUAUAAGUAUAGUUGUAAACACUCAUAAAUGAUCGUAAUGCUUUAUAGCAACAAUCAUAACACAUAAUGAAGCAUUUUAUUAUGACUUACAAGGUCAGGUUUUAUAUUGUGUUAUGCUUAUUGUUAUAAAUCCUGAUAAUUAAUCAGUGAUUAUAAUAAUAGUUAUACAAGUUUAUAAGCAAAUUAUAACGCAUCAUAAAUAUAUGUAUAUGUGUGCAUUGUCAGUAAGCUAUUAACAGUUAUAACACAUUAUAAUACCUGACUUUGUAAGGCAUGAUAAAAUGCUUUAUAAUGUGUUAUUAUUAUUGCUAUAAAGCAUUAUGUUCAUUUAUGAGUGUUUAUAACUAUAGUUAUACAGUGCUAUAAAGUGAUUAUAACGCAUUAUACAUACAUUUAUAAUGCAUUAUAGAGAUAAGCGUCAAAUAAAGUGUACCGAACUUGUCUUUGAUAUAAUUGCUAUCAGCUGCUCAUUUAUAGUUUAUAAUUGUACAUAUUGCAUUUUCUUGACAUUACUGGAUAUUUUUAUUAUGCCCUUGAAGGUUCGAGGGUCACAGCCUCCGCCAGGCUUAUGAGCUGGUUCUGGAGCAGCGGCCAUUCAUCCGACCCAAUGCUGGGUUCUGGAGGCAGCUGAUAGACUAUGAGACGACCAGGACCGUCAGGACCACAGUGAGGAUGGCAAAGACGUCCAGUGGAGUCCUGCCUGAAGUUCUGGAGGACUCUGAAGACUCAAACAGUGCUGCAGCGUACUGCAUCAAUGCCUGACAGAUCCAGAUCUGACUCAGUCUAGACCUGGACUCAUCAGCAGGCACCUGCUGUAGUAUCAGGUCAGCUAUGAGACAGAGUAGAUGUCUGUGAACCACGGUCAGGAUUCAUGUGAGACAUCUGUGAAUAUUUCAGACUGACAUGUUGGUUUGAUAAAAUCAUGAUGAGUGGAGUGUCUCAAAACUAGACGUUUGUUCCUCUCAGACCUCAGCCUGAUGUUUAAAACUGAAGAUCUAACGGGGCUGCUGUCAGUCCACCUAUCACUGAUCCACAUGUUGACUAUAGACGUGUUUAGUUUUAGUCAUACUGCUUUAUUCCUGCUGUCUAAUCUCACCUCCAUGUAUCUAAGUCAUGUUCAGAGGGUAAAAACUGAGUUAGCAAAGUGAACCAUUUUUACUGUAGAAAUUUUCUGUUUUACUGCAGGAGAGUUGUCAGAAUAAUGUGUAUAAAUGUAUAUAGAAGUUAUCAUCUUACUCAAAUUCUUAUGUAAGAGUUUGCUACAAGUAUGGACUGUUUUAACCUCUUGUUACACAUCAUAUAAGAGUGUUUUCUAACUUCUCUCUCCAAUAGCUUUAUUACACAGCACAUGAAUGUUUCUUAACUUCUCUGUGACCUUGUUUCUCCUAUUAGCAGGUGUGUGUGUGUGAUGUAUCCUCCACUGUGAAUCGUGGGAAGUAAUCCGCUCCUAUCAGAAGGAGCUUGUUUAAUGUCAACAAUGUUGCCUUGACCCUCACAUAUUUUCUGUUGUUCAUAAUUAUGCUUUAUGAGAGUGCUUACGUUGCUGCACAUAUUUUUCUCCCAUCCUUUAGUAACAUUGUGUAACCAGGGACAACCCUAAAUAAAGAGACUGGGUGGAAAUACCUUCAGAAUGGUUUUGAGAUUGUAACUGAAACUAUCUCUGUCCAUUCUCCUCGAGUAAGAAA
Molecule: messenger RNA, 3626 nt
Organism: Xyrichtys novacula (pearly razorfish)
Lineage: Eukaryota; Metazoa; Chordata; Actinopteri; Labriformes; Labridae
Source: the annotation of a GenBank genome assembly